This is a messenger RNA of Prunus avium (sweet cherry), 2394 nucleotides long. The record is from RefSeq and is a predicted model, not a curated record. NCBI's taxonomy places the organism in Eukaryota, Viridiplantae, Streptophyta, Magnoliopsida, Rosales, Rosaceae.
AGAACGUAGUAGAUUGUGGUUUCAUAAGGAUGUCGACCAUGUUCUGACUAAUAGCACGCUUCUUGGAGAUGAAAAAUCUUAAACUUUUCAUAAACUAUAACGCAUUCCUUGAUGGAGAUGUUGGUCAUCUCCCAAACAAGUUGAGAGUGCUUCAUUGGUAUGGAUGUCCUUACCAAUCUUUCCUGCCCAAUUUUCGUCCAAAGGAACUAGUUGUGCUCAAUCUACCUCGCAACAGGCUCAAACAACCAGGCGAAAGAUUGAAGCAUUUCACAAAGUUGACAUCUCUAAAUUUAAGUGUUUCAGUAUUUCUAACGGAAAUCCCGGACUUAUCCAGCAUCCCAAACUUAAAGUACUUGUAUGCACUGUACUGUAGCAAUUUAGUUGAGGUUCAUCCAUCUGUUGGAUAUCUCGGCAAACUUGAAGUAUUGGAUUUAAGUGGCUGCCCUAGACUUGCGAAGUUUCCAAAAAAAGUUAGGUGGAAAUCUCUGAAACAUUUGCUUCUUUCCUUUUGCAAAAUGUUCGAGAGUUUCCCAGAAGUGGUGGACAAAAUGGAAUUCAUAUGUGAAUUGAAUCUAGAUGGAACUGCUGUAAAAGAAUUACCUUCAUCAAUUGGACAUCUCACUGGGCUGACAACGUUAUCCUUAUGUUAUACUCCUCUAAAAGAGUUGUCUUCGUCAAUUGGAUAUCUCACUGCACUCGAACGUUUAGCGUUACAAGGAUGUAGAAACAUUACAAAUCUGCCAGAGAGUAUUUAUGGGUUGCAACAUCUGGAAGUUCUUGAUCUGAAUUUUUGCCCAAAACUCACACUUCGAAAUAACUUGAACUCUGAAGUUUUAUCGAGUGUGGAAUCACUUCCUUUGGAGGUCCUAACUAACUCAAACAUCUCACAUGACAACUUUGGCUCAUUAGCAUUUCCGGAACUACAAUAUGUAUAUUUUGAAGAUUGCAAUUUAUUAGACAUUGAUUUCCUGGAGAAUUUUGGUGGUUCGUCUGAAUUACAUCGGAUGGUUCUAUGCAAAAACAAUUUUAUCAGUCUUCCUGUAUGCAUUAGCAAAUUUGUCAAGUUGCGGCAGCUUGAUUUGAGUUGUUGCAAGAUGCUUAGAGAAAUUGUACAACUUCCACCGAAUAUAGAAGAGAUUGAUGUGGGUGAUUGCAUAUCACUGGAAAGAUUUUCAGCAUUGGAGGACGGAGACAUGCAACUCAUUCGUGUGAUGGACAUGUGUAAUUGCCGUAGGCUAUGCGAUAAUCUGUACGUUUCAAAGAUUGCAAAUAUUUUACUGAAUCAGAUGAAGAAGUAUAAGAUUGAGGUUAAACUUCCAGGCAGUGAAGUUCCAGAGUGGUUCAGUUGUCGUAAGGACGUAGGUGUGCUUCUUAAUCAGGAUUAUGGUUUUGAACCUUACUCUGACGAUAUAUGUGAACUUGUUGUAGAAAUCCCUCGGGCUUUCAAAUGGGAGAACGCAAAAUUGGUUUUAUGUGCUGUUUUCGAAAAUUGUUGUGGUGGCUCUUAUAACAUUGAGGCUGGAGUUACAAUCGAUGGAGUAGACACAUAUAAUGAUCGGUUUAGUUCAAGAAAGAUAGACUCAGCUCAUGUAUGGCUGCAGUAUAUUCCACUAGCUGAUUAUUUCAUCGAGCCGAAUGUUAAUGAUAAAGAGAGUGAUGAUCAAUUGAAGAAGUCUUACCUGUGUCGAGUUACUUUUUCCUACGGAGGCGAAAGGUUGCUCUUCAAAAGCUGCGGGGCGCACCUGGCUGAUAUCAGUAUGCCGAAGGAUGGUGAUGAUGGCAAAAAUGAUGAAAAUGAAUUAGAUGAUGAUGAUGUAGGUGAUGAAGUUCGACCCAGAAAGAGAAAAAAAUAUCACCUCUGACUUUCGAAACCUAUUUGAGGUUGACCAUUGUUUCUUCCAAUGUUUGUUGGUUUCUAUUUAUUGGCGUUGUGACUUUCUAAGCCUACAAUUGACAAUCAGAAGUGUUGCGGGGUCCACUGGCUACUAUCAGCAUGCAUGAGGAUGUUGAUCAUGAAGAUGAGGCUGAUGAUGAUGAUGAUGAUGUAGGCGACGAAGACUUAAAUGAUCAUUGGUCCCACUGAAAUUUCUAAAGUCUCCAAAAUAUGUAAUCUCUGUUUUGCUGAUGACCAUUUUAAAGAAAAUUUGAUCGAUCUGAUAUGCAGCAUUUCUUCUAGCAAAGUCUUGAAGUUGAAGGAGACCUUUGAUGUAUGGUUUCUCUCUUCUCCCCGGCCUCUGUCUGCUAAUAUUCAAAGGCAGCUGAUUCUCAAAGAUAUAAUUGGCAAUGGCAGCACAACUUCAAAUCUUUAUUCUUAUUUUUAUUGAGGUUUGAGUAUUGUGUUUUGUGUUGGGUUGUUCAGAGUUUUCAUUUCAAGUUUUGCUUAGUCGAAUCAAA